Molecule: messenger RNA, 1112 nt
Organism: Boleophthalmus pectinirostris (great blue-spotted mudskipper)
Lineage: Eukaryota; Metazoa; Chordata; Actinopteri; Gobiiformes; Gobiidae
Gene: lzic
Product: leucine zipper and CTNNBIP1 domain containing
Exons: 8
Coding region: 237-806 (189 amino acids)
Molecular function (GO): beta-catenin binding
Source: RefSeq, a predicted model, not a curated record
CAUCUUUUUUGUUUUUAUUCAAGAAAUAAGAUGUGAAUUGAAAAUAUAGUUAACGUUAUUUAAUUUUAUACACUACUUUUGGAUGUGUAUUAAUAAUUACAAACAGAACGACAUUCAUGAAUGUAGCAGGAGAGCUGCGAAUGUGAUUGGUUAACACACCCGGAACAAAUGAACCGCACCCACAGGCUGUCUGGGUUCUCCUUCUGACCGCAGUUUAUAAACAGUUUCAGAUAACCAUGGCAUCCCGUGGGAAAACGGAGACUGGUAAAUUGAGGCAGAAUAUGGAGGAGCAGCUUGACAGACUGAUGCAGCAGCUUCAAGACUUGGAAGAAUGCAGAGAAGAGUUGGAUGAAGAUGAAUAUGAAGAGACAAAAAAGGAGACACUGGAACAGCUCAGUGAGUUUAAUGAUUCCCUGAAGAAGAUCAUGACCGGGGACAUGACUCUGGUAGACGAACUGGGUGGUAUGCAGCUGGCAAUCCAAGCUGCCAUCAGCCAAGCAUUCAAAACCCCAGAAGUCAUUCGUUUAUUUGCCAAAAAACAGCCGGGGCAAUUGAGGACCAGGCUGGGAGAAAUGGACAGAGAUGUCAUGGUGGGGAAAUUGCCACGGGAUGUCUACACUCAGCAGAAAAUGGAAAUCCUCACUGCCUUGAGAAAACUUGGCGAGAAGCUUACUGCAGAAGAUGAGUCGUUCUUGGCAGAAAACGCUACAGCAAGUCUGAGCCAGUUUGAAAAAAUCACUGCAAACCUAGGAUCUGAGGAUAAAAUUAUGGCCUUAGCAAGCUCUGGUGUGAAAACCAAGGCAUAAGCAAUUUCUAUGUGACUAUGAUAUGUGCCAAUUUACACUUUAUUGUAAAUAACUGGUGCACUUUGUGGUGUGGCUAUAGGGGCUAACACGUUUUCUAGUAUUCUUUUAUAAAUACCAACUUUUGUAAAUGUAUUGUCUGUUCAGAAUGAAGUAGGCUGUCCUAAGGUACAGACAAGAUCAAAUACAAAGAUGUGUAAAUUAAUGUAGUUUACCUUGUUGACACAAUGUGGAUAUUAUUUUGUAAUUAUGUAUGCAGUAUUUCUAUUGUUUGUAUUUGUCAUAGAAUAAAUAAUGUGUGGUUCUGAA